Messenger RNA from Physella acuta, 750 nucleotides. RefSeq lists its product as uncharacterized. NCBI's taxonomy places the organism in Eukaryota, Metazoa, Mollusca, Gastropoda, Physidae. The record is from RefSeq and is a predicted model, not a curated record.
AUGGCCAAGAGGGCAAAAGUUGGAUGGCCAAGAGGCCAGAAGUUGGAUGGCCAAGAGGGCAAAAGUUGGAUGGCCAAGAGGCCAAAAGUUGGAUGGCCAAGAGGCCAAAAGUUGGAUGGCCAAAAGGCCAGAAGUUGGAUGGCCAAGAGUGCAAAAGUUGGAUGGCCAAGAGGCCAAAAGUUGGAUGGCCAAGAGGGUAAAAGUUGGAUGGCCAAGAGGGCAAAAGUUGGAUGGCCAAGAGGCCAAAAGUUGGAUGGCCAAGAGGGCAAAAGUUGGAUGGCCAAAAGGCCAAAAGUUGGAUGGCGAAGAGGGCAAAAGUUGGAUGGCCAAGAGGCCAGAAGUUGGAUGGCCAAGAGGGCAAAAGUUGGAUGGCCAAGUGGCCAAAAGUUGGAUGGCCAAGAGGGCAAAAGUUGGAUGGCCAAGAGGCCAGAAGUUGGAUGGCCAAGAGGGCAAAAGUUGGAUGGCCAAGAGGCCAAAAGUUGGAUGGCCAAGAGGCCAAAAGUUGGAUGGCCAAAAGGCCAAAAGUUGGAUGGCCAAGAGGGCAAAAGUUGGAUGGCCAAGAGGCCAGAAGUUGGAUGGCCAAGAGGGCAAAAGUUGGAUGGCCAAGAGGCCAAAAGUUGGAUGGCCAAGAGGGCAAAAGUUGGAUGGCCAAAAGGCCAAAAAAUGGAUGGCGAAGAGGGCAAAAGUUGGAUGGCCAAGAGGCCAGAAGUUGGAUGGCCAAGAGCUAUCAUGCCAGAAAUAACUUGGUAG